AUUCAUUCACCUACGGGGUGGCUAGUAGGAUAUCCCAGUCGGAUGGAAGGACCCUACAAACCGUUAGUGACUUCAGAUACCAAAGUGAAGGUCAGCUCGACGCUCGACAAAACUGUUGGCAAAAAAAACCUCACCGAUGGAAAUCCUGAGACGUGUUGGACAUCACAGCAGGGUCUUCCGCAAAUAAUUCACUUGGUUUUUCCAGAACCAGUGCGUCCAAUGCGGCUGAUUUUGACAUUUCAAGGAGGUUUUGUCGGCACGCAAUGCGCCAUUGAUGUUGCUGCUUCUGCUUCCGAGCCUGUAUGGACGACAUUGACACAUAUCCACCCGGAGGACGUGAAUAGACGACAAGUCUUCCAACUUCCCGAGGGUAACUCACCAGGGAUCCAGUGUAUGAAGUUUGUCAUGGAGAGGAGUUCGGAUUUCUUUGGUAGAAUAACUCUGUAUGAAUUGCAGGUGGAAGGUUGGACGCCGUAACGAAAACCCAAUCAUCAUCACUGAAGGCGGUCGAAUAGCCCCACAGUGUGCAUGGAAACAAAAUUUCACGACAGAUAGCGCCGCGCGAACGACGGCAGUUGGCAAAAACUUGAGCUUCAGAGCAUUCUACUGCACGUGAUCGCGUCCCCAACCGUCAACCUGAUAAUCUUACAGUUGCGAGUAAUAUACUAUAAAGCGGCCGCAAUCAAACACUACUAUGUAGAUCCCUGCAGGGAUGUUGAAACGAAGAUAGACCUGCCUAAUCCCUGCGACGGCAGUUGGUAAUUCACAAUGGAAACGCCUUGUAGACUUGCUGUACAUCCACUUACCCCGCGAUCGUGCUCAGUUAGACGCCAUUAUGACAGAUGUGGCAAGACAUUA
Molecule: messenger RNA, 858 nt
Organism: Pisolithus orientalis
Lineage: Eukaryota; Fungi; Basidiomycota; Agaricomycetes; Boletales; Pisolithaceae
Product: galactose-binding domain-like protein
Exons: 3
Coding region: 43-477 (144 amino acids)
Source: RefSeq, a predicted model, not a curated record